This is a messenger RNA of Ilex paraguariensis (yerba mate), 213 nucleotides long. NCBI's taxonomy places the organism in Eukaryota, Viridiplantae, Streptophyta, Magnoliopsida, Aquifoliales, Aquifoliaceae. The record is from the annotation of a GenBank genome assembly.
AUGUCAUCACAGUGUAAAGGAAAGGGUUCAUGGCCCGAGCUCGUUGGGGUGAAGGGAGAGACUGCUGUGGCAAUAAUUGAAAGGGAGAAUCCUUUGGUCACUGCUAUCAUUGUGCCAGAAGGUUCAAGCAUCAUCCUGGACGUUCGUUGUGAUAGGGUUUGGGUUUGGGUUGACAAGAAUGGCAUCGUUUAUUUGGUCCCCAAAAUUGGUUAG